UCUCUCCUGGUCUGCAGCCACGUUUCCUAUGCAGGAGCUCAGAGUUAGGCAGGGUUUUGGUGCAGCACCUCUGCAUGUGCAGGGAUGUGACUUGGCUGUAGUUCCUGGUGGGAGAUGAGCACAGCAGGGCAAGCCCUCCUUGGAAAGGAAAGGCUUUUCUGAGUUUCUCAGGACAGUGCUUUGGUGUCUCCCACCUGUGUUGGAGUAUGAAUUUAUCUGGAAAUUACCCUGGGGGAAAUGCUGAGAAGAAAAGUCCUGUCUUGAACCCACAGCCUUGGAAAGGGGGUGUUGGAGGGAAGCUGGAGCUUCUCGUGUUGGAGGGCUCCUGGAAAGCAACACAAACACUGAUGGGAUGGUGAUGUAGCAGCAUGUGAUGGUCAGUCAGGGCACAGCCUGGCUCCUCUUGUCCCUUCUGUGGCAGGGAAGAGCUCACAGCUGGUCCCUGUGGCUCUCCAGCAGGGCUGAGCCAUUGGAGAGCCACAGGCUGAAGAUUGUCCUUGAGACCCUGUAGCUCAGCAUGGUCUGUGGGUGCUCAGCACGGCCAGGGAAUGGAAAACGGGUGUGACAACAACCAUGAUCAUCUUCUGGGCAAGACUGGGAUGGGGUCUGACAGUACCUCAGGCCCAGGCUGUCUGUCCUGUGCUGAUGUGGAAGCGUUGCCAUCACGGGGGUAGGAUUUGGAGGGCACACCCUGGCCCACAGCUCUGCAUGCUUGAGCCAGUAUUCCCAGUACCCCUCCUUCGUGCUGUGCUGUGCUCCUGGGCCUUUGCCUCGGGGCUGUGCAGGUGGGGGAGGAACCAGCAGUGCUGGGUCCAGCUGCUGCCUCCUUGGAGGUUUCCAUCUUGUUCUUGCUUUCCAGGGAUCUGCUACACAAUAUUUGACCUGGGCUUCCGCUUCGAUGUGGCUUGGUUUCUGACAGAGACCUCACCCUACAUGUGGUCCAACCUGGGCAUUGGCUUGGCCAUCUCCCUGUCUGUGGUGGGAGCUGCCUGGGGGAUUUACAUCACAGGCUCCAGCAUCAUUGGCGGUGGAGUCAAAGCCCCACGGAUCAAAACAAAGAAUCUGGUGAGCAUCAUUUUCUGUGAGGCCGUGGCCAUCUACGGGAUCAUCAUGGCAAUAGUCAUCAGUAACAUGGCUGAGCCUUUCAAUGGAGUCACCCCAGAAGAGAUUGGAGCCAGGAACUACCACGCAGGUUUCUCCAUGUUUGGAGCUGGUCUGACCGUGGGUUUAUGCAAUCUCUUCUGUGGGGUCUGCGUGGGCAUCGUGGGCAGCGGGGCUGCCCUGGCUGAUGCCCAGAAUGCCAGCCUCUUCGUCAAGAUCCUGAUCGUGGAAAUCUUUGGCAGUGCCAUAGGGCUGUUUGGAGUCAUUGUUGCUAUCCUGCAGACAUCUAAAGUAAAAAUGGGCUGAGCCCUGUUGCACUCAGCCUGUUCCAGCACACCCCAGGAGGUUCUGUACAUACUUAUUUAAUGUUUCUAUACUCGGUUGGGGUGGGAGAUGCUGGCACCGGCAGCAGGAGCCUGACCGCCUAGAGCCCCGUCCUGCAGAUCAGUCGGCCCCGUGGAAGAAACAAAUUUCUCUGUGUGAAUUCUGCCCCCAGCAGCCUGGCCCAGCUCGUGGGGCCCUGCUGCUGCCCGUCCCCGGUGUGUAGAAUUGACCAUCAGUGCAAUCCUGUGUCAGUGAAAUAAAUAUGGUUCUUGUCCA
This is a messenger RNA of Melozone crissalis (California towhee), 1701 nucleotides long. RefSeq names its product ATPase H+ transporting V0 subunit b (gene ATP6V0B). Gene Ontology annotation, molecular function: proton-transporting ATPase activity, rotational mechanism. The record is from RefSeq and is a predicted model, not a curated record. NCBI's taxonomy places the organism in Eukaryota, Metazoa, Chordata, Aves, Passeriformes, Passerellidae. Gene Ontology annotation, cellular component: proton-transporting V-type ATPase, V0 domain. The coding region runs from base 574 to 1407 and encodes 277 amino acids. Gene Ontology annotation, biological process: proton transmembrane transport. The transcript has 7 exons.